GAAGAGUUGACAAGGAGGAACAUUAACUGGGUCACUGAGUUGGCUGGAUCUGGACAUAGUCAAUUUUUUCUCACUAACAGAGGUGAUGUCACCUUUCAUAUUAACAGACAUAGAGUGCCACCAGGAAGUCCUGUAACUGUCUAUGUACUGGAAUAUACUUAUUAUUUCAGACUUCCUGGUGCUCAUCACCAUCAUCUCCAUCAUUCUCCAUCUUCCCCUACUCCACCAUCUCCACCACCCAGUUGUAUAAUCCACCAGCUUGUUAAG
Paraglomus occultum is the source of this 267-nucleotide messenger RNA. Lineage: Eukaryota; Fungi; Glomeromycota; Glomeromycetes; Paraglomerales; Paraglomeraceae. The record is from the annotation of a GenBank genome assembly.